CACCACACCUGGUUUUCUCUGAUCAUUUUUAAGAAGUAGGCUUUUGAAAUGGUGAUAAGUGCAUGUGAUAAAGUAUAAAAUACUACAGAAGACCGAAAAGUGGAAAAAUCAUCUCCUUUCACCCUGUCCUGACCUAUGACUGUCUUACACUCCAUCUGGGUGUGGCCUCUGCAGAUCCAGCAUAUUUCCUCUGUAGAGAGCCACUUAUGCACACGGUCCUCUGCUGGGCUGUGUCCUCAGAGAGCUGGUCUUGGUGCUGCUCCUGGGAGGAUCUGCUCUGCCCUCAGCAGGUGACAGCCACCGUGGCCCUGUGUAGACUGGACUCUUGCUCCUUGGCUGGCCCCUCUUCUCGCAUUCUGGAUGAUGUCAGAACAGGACCUGGCGGAUGUGGUUCAGAUUGCAGUGGAAGACCUGAGUCCUGACCACCCAGUUGUUUUGGAGAAUCAUGUGGUAACAGAUGAAGAUGAGCCUAGUUUGAAACGCCAGAGACUAGAAAUCAACUGUCAGGAUCCCUCUAUAAAGUCUUUCCUGUACUCCAUUAACCAGACAAUAUGCUUACGGUUGGAUAGCAUUGAGGCCAAGCUGCAAGCUCUGGAGGCCACAUGCAAGUCCUUGGAAGAGAAGCUGGACUUGGUCACCAACAAGCAGCACAGCCCCAUCCAGGUCCCCAUGGUGGCAGGCUCCCCGCUCGGCGCCACCCAGACCUGCAACAAAGUGCGAUGCGUCGUCCCCCAGACUACAGUAAUACUCAACAAUGAUCGGCAGAACGCCAUUGUAGCCAAGAUGGAAGACCCCUUGAGCGGCAGGGCGCCGGAUUCCCUGGAAAAUAUCAUUAGCAACGCUGUUCCUGGGAGGCGACAGAACACCAUUGUUGUGAAGGUACCGGGCCAAGAUGACAGCCACAACGAAGACGGGGAGAGUGGCUCAGAGGCCAGCGACUCGGUGUCCAAUUGCGGCCAGCCCGGGAGCCAGAGCAUCGGGAGCAACGUCACGCUCAUCACCUUGAACUCAGAAGAGGAUUACCCCAAUGGCACCUGGCUCGGUGACGAGAACAACCCUGAGAUGAGGGUACGCUGCGCCAUCAUCCCCUCUGACAUGCUACACAUCAGCACCAACUGCCGCACCGCCGAGAAGAUGGCCCUCACGCUGCUGGACUACCUCUUCCACCGUGAGGUGCAGGCUGUGUCCAACUUGUCGGGCCAGGGCAAGCAUGGGAAGAAGCAGCUUGACCCGCUCACCAUCUAUGGCAUCCGGUGUCACCUUUUCUAUAAAUUUGGAAUCACGGAAUCUGACUGGUAUCGGAUUAAACAGAGCAUUGACUCCAAAUGCCGGACAGCGUGGCGGCGAAAACAGCGAGGGCAAAGUCUGGCGGUCAAGAGCUUCUCCCGGAGGACCCCAUCCUCAUCCUCUUAUAGCACCUCAGAGACCAUGAUGGGCACCCCGCCGCCCGCCCCCGAGCUGCCACAGCCGCAGCCACAAGCCCUGCACUACACUCUGGCUAACGCCCAGCAGGUGCAGAUCCACCAGAUCGGAGAGGAUGGCCAGGUGCAAGUAAUUCCACAGGGCCACCUCCACAUUGCCCAGGUGCCGCAGGGGGAGCAGGUGCAGAUCACGCAGGACAGCGAGGGCAAUCUACAGAUCCAUCAUGUGGGCCAGGAUGGACAGGUGCUACAGGGAGCCCAGCUAAUCGCUGUGGCCUCCUCGGAUCCUGCCGCAGCUGGCGUGGAUGGGUCAUCUCUCCAGGGCAGUGACAUCCAGGUGCAGUAUGUCCAGCUGGCGCCUGUGAGCGAGCACACAGCCACAGCACAGACGGCUGAGACCCUGCAGCCCACCCUGCAGCCUGAGAUGCAGCUGGAGCAUGGGGCCAUCCAGAUCCAGUGAGGCAGGGCAGCCACCACCACCAGGACUGUACCACGCCAGCGGCCCAGCUGACGACCUGGUCUCCACACCCUGCUCUUGAAGUUGGCUGGGGGUGACCGCGUGAAUUCUGCUGCCGUGCGUGUGAAAGCCGCCUCCGCCAGGGGGACCGUGUCCCAGUCUCCCCAUGCAGGGAGGGCCCUCGGUUUGAGCCACACUGACAGUGUCUACAGGGGAAGCAGCACGGAGCGUGUAAAGUACACUUGGAAAAUCAAGAACUACAAUAUUUUGUUUAAACAGCUUUUUUUAAUUUGCUAUGGUGUUUAUAACAAAAAAGAAAAUUGAAAAAAAACUGGAGUAGCAGAAGCCUUUUGCUGUUGUGCUCUGUUCAGUGUCAUGAAAACAGGUGUUUGCAAAAGAAAGCUAAUGAUUUUGACGGAAAUAUUGCUUACCUACUUUUCUAGGGGGACAUGCCCCCACACACUGUAAUUAUGCAUUUCUAAUGAAAUAAACUGUAUUUAUGACCACAGAA
Molecule: messenger RNA, 2389 nt
Organism: Chinchilla lanigera (long-tailed chinchilla)
Lineage: Eukaryota; Metazoa; Chordata; Mammalia; Rodentia; Chinchillidae
Gene: Banp
Product: BTG3 associated nuclear protein
Exons: 13
Coding region: 361-1881 (506 amino acids)
Biological process (GO): protein localization to nucleus; negative regulation of protein catabolic process
Molecular function (GO): DNA binding
Source: RefSeq, a predicted model, not a curated record